Molecule: messenger RNA, 1654 nt
Organism: Mercenaria mercenaria
Lineage: Eukaryota; Metazoa; Mollusca; Bivalvia; Venerida; Veneridae
Product: sushi, von Willebrand factor type A, EGF and pentraxin domain-containing protein 1-like
Exons: 6
Coding region: 1-930 (309 amino acids)
Cellular component (GO): membrane
Source: RefSeq, a predicted model, not a curated record
AUGAUUGGAUAUCCGCUUGCCGUCACAUAUCAGACUGGGACAAGCUAUGGUACAGGUAGUGGUCCAAUAUUCAUUGAUGAUCUAAAUUGCGGGACUGGUGCAUUACAUAUAAAUGACUGCACGUACAAUACGUAUGAUAACUGCAACCAUGAAAAUGAUAUGUCUGUCGUUUGUACAGAUUGUGGAGAUCCUACCCCAAUAAAUGGUUUCAUAAACACGACGUUGACAAGCUAUGGUACUGUUGUGCAUGUCACGUGUGAGAAGAACUAUAGACUGAUUGGGGACAGUGUCAUUAUCUGCCAAUCGAUUGGAGCCUGGAGUAACAAUCCAGAAUGCGAUCUUAUAGAAUGCAGCAAUCCUACGCCUGAUCACGGCUUUAGUAAUGCUUUUAGCACUAUUAAUGGAACAACUGUAUCUGUCGAGUGUGAAGAGGGCUAUGACCUGGUUGGUGAGGACAUCGUGACUUGUCAAGAAAAUGAAACUUGGACAUAUGAUCCAGUAUGUCAGAUAAAAGAUUGUGAUUAUCCUUUUAUACCAAAUGCAGAUGUAACUUUGCCAAAUAACAUAACAACAUUCGGGGAGACAGUUAAAGUAAGCUGUCGAACAGGACACACUCUAACUGGUAAUUCAGCUGUGUCCUGUCUAUCAAAUGGAAGCUGGGAAAUGUUGCCUUCUUGUACAAUUGUAGACUGUGGUGAUCCUACGCCUAUCAAAGGGCUCGCAGAUCAGAACGAAACAACAUACGGAGCUGUUGUUGAAAUAACUUGCCUUGAUGGAUAUAAUAUAACGGGAAACUCGACAAUUAUUUGCGAACAAGAUGGAGGAUGGUCCAGUACACCAGUGUGUGAUCCAACAGGUAUGAAGGAAGUUAUAUUAGGCCGAUGCUUGACGUCGAGUUAUGCGUACAUUCUUUACAGUUCAUUUGUUUAGCAACAAAUAUCUCAAUCGGUAUGAUGAACAAUAAAUCGAAAUUCCGAACAGGAAAUUUCUGAUUUUGCGGCAAAUACUGUAUUAAUUUUUGAUCCAGACCGACAACGACACUUGUCAGUCAGACUACUUUAUAUUUCGUCAAAAUGAAACAAUAGAGAGUUUGAGAUUUCAACCUUCGCCUUCCCCUUCAACGUCUCUUGCAAAGUUAACGUAUGAAGUUGAUGUUCGAUUAAAGUUCCUUGAGAUUUCAAAUUUCAGAGUGAACCUUACUUCUUUUAAUCCGCCCAUUUAAUUUAUCCGUAAUUAUGAUCGUUUUUAUGUUCGUGUAUUUUGAUAUCAAUUGUCCAAAAUGGCAGGGCUUUUACAAGAGUUUUUAAAGAUAAAAAUUAAAUAAAAACAUUUCAAUUAAUAUAAUUAUCGCAUGGAUAUUAGUGCGAUUACAAUAAAAAAACGAAACAAUGUGAACAAUGUAAAAACUUGUUGGUGUUGCUCCAAACAUUUAGUUUUAGAUAAAAAUGAUGUCAGUAUACAAUGCACGAUUGUAAAUCAUACAUGAGAGGAAAUAAAAAUGAUAAUCAUAUCAACGUAUUUUAUUGUUGAUGAUGUUCUUGAAAGAUAAUGCAAUUAAUAUUUUUUAAGCAAAAGCAUGAGACACCAACUAUUAUAAAUGCAUUUGUCAAAAUACUUUGAAAUUAAGUUAAAUAUAUGUGAUAAAGCAAACACA